UUUUAAAUAAUCCAAUUUCAUUUUAUUGGAAAUGUCUGUUCUAUCCCCGAUAUUUGUUGUAAAGUCUUCAAUGAACUCAGUAUAUUUAGAAAUAUCCCCAUUAAAUGUUUGAAGUGCCAGUUCCGGCAAUUUUGCAUUAUUUAUUUCUUGACCCCGAUUUGUUUGAGCAGAGUUUUUUAAUACGCGUAAAUUUUCUUUUAAGCGAUCAAUGAUAUUACGAGAAUUUUCCAUCUGCGUAAAUAACCCCGUUUCUGCUCUGCUGGUAAAUGUAUAAUGCUCCCCAGAUUCUGAUACCUUUUCAGUUGUAUUUUUUAUUGACCCCAGGUAUUUUAACCAUUCAAAAUUUAUUUCAUUAAUGGCUGUAAAUGUAUCCCCGUAUUUUUCAAUGUAUGAUUCAGCCAUUCUUAUUAACUCAUUUUUCCUAUUAAAGUCCUCAUUUUGCACCAGAAAAUCUAUUUCUACUACCUCCUGGUCAAGUCUGAUUAAUCGGGCUUUUAGGGGAUUUAAAGUAUUUUUGAAACCUUCUGCCAUUUUUUUACUCACCUAAUAGUGUGGAGCACGUGGGAAGUAGAAAAGUGGUUGUGGGUGCACAGAAGGUGGUGGAAAAUUUGGAACAGGUGGUGGAAGAGGUUGAACAAAGGGCGCUGGAAAAUUCGGUUGUGGGUAGUAAGGCACAAACACAGCACGUGGAUGAGCAGGUCGCUGUGGAAUUUGGAACCAAUUAUUUAAUUGGGACCCGCCUCCCCUCGGAAAAUAGUUGUUAUUUCUCCUACUAAAAGAAAACUGCCUGUUUUGUGCUGGGCUGGUGAAUUGGACUCGAUCGAGGAUUGGACGGUGUUGGCGAUUUGGAAUGCGCUGCCUUUGUGGUGGAUGUUGUGCUCGUCUAGGAAACGAGCGAGUCGGUCUGAAAAUACGCCGACGAUCUCUUCUUUGUGGGUGUUGUCUGUGUUGUCGCUGCCGAUGUCGGUCCCUACUUCUGCUUCGGCUUCGACGAUUGUUUCCCCCGGCCAGUUGUUUCGUGGCACCAAAUGUCUUUAUUUAG
Molecule: messenger RNA, 1042 nt
Organism: Meloidogyne enterolobii
Lineage: Eukaryota; Metazoa; Nematoda; Chromadorea; Rhabditida; Meloidogynidae
Source: the annotation of a GenBank genome assembly